GCAAAAUUCCCAACUCUGUUCAUAUUUAUGCAAACCCAAAUAUGGAAUUCAAAGAAGAUGAAAUUCUCCCAAAACGGAGCAAAUCUACAGAAAUUCAGUCCAUUUGUAGUGAAGAUUCAGUCUUUUCAAUGCCUAAUCUUCCUGAAGAACUCAUCACAGAAAUCAUGUUAAGACUUCCGGUGAAAUCGCUUUUACAAUUCCGGUCUGUUUCAAAAUCUUGGCUUUCCUUAAUCUCUACCUCUUAUUUUGUGAAGACCCAUCUCUUAUUAUCCGCUAGUAACAAGGAUUACAUCCACCACGAAGUUAUAACUAAGGCUUCUAAUACUUGCCGCGGUGUUAAGUAUUGUUCUGUUAGUUCUUUACUUUACGAUUCUGUACCUGAGUCAUUUGAGUUGGAUAAUCCAGGUAAAAAUCCUAAUGCUUUUCCUCUUUUUGUGGGUUCGGUUAAUGGAUUGAUUUGUCUUGCUAUCAAUCUAUUUUACGGAAUAGAUUGCUUUAUUAUAUGGAAUCCAUCAAUUAGAAAGUAUAAGAAAUUGUCUUACGAGGAGCAUAUUGUUCCUUAUUUCACUUUUGGCUUUGCAUAUGAUGAAUUCGAAGAUGAUUACAAGAUAGUGGGUAUUUUCCCUAUUUAUAGUUAUGCAAGUCUUUGUCGUGUUGAGGUCAAAAUAUAUAGUCUAAAGAGUGAUUCUUGGAAACGUGUUAAAGAUUAUAAAGGUGUGGAGCUCUUGGGUGAUUUUGCUAAGUUUGUUAAUGGGAAACUCCAUUGGCUUGAUAAGCACUGGAACAUUAUUUCUAUGGAUUUGGCGGAUGAGAAAUGGGCAGAGGUAGAUCAGCCCUGCUGUUUUAAAGGAUGUGGAUUUUUGAAGCUCGGAGUGUUUGAGAGUGAUCUUUCUGUGUUUUGUAAUCACGCGUGGACUCAUGUUGAUGUAUGGGUUAUGAAGGAAUAUGGAGUAAAAGAAUCUUGGACAAAGAUGUUCACCGUCAAGUCUCCUGAAGAUUCUAUGGGACGUAUAUUCUAUCCAAUCAUUUUAAUGUCAAAUGAAGGUGAAAUUUUGCUUAAGUUUGGAUCACGUUUCAUGAAAUACAAUCCAAAGGAUGACUCUAUCAGAUAUCUAGAUGUUACUAAGUUAGCUCCAUGUCAUGAGGUACAAAUCUAUGUUAAGAGUCUAGUUUGCCCUUUUUACUGAUGAGACCACGAUUUCACCAACAACAACAGAGGGUGAAAUGAUUCUGAUGAAGACAAUCGCGUGACUUAUAACCUGUAAGAGUUACACGCUUUGCAUUUUUCUGAAGUGUUGUUAAAUUCUGCUUCAUAUUGCUUGGGGAUCUUGUUAGUCAAUUUCCUUUCUUGCACUAUUUUCAAGAAAUGAUAAUCUUUUCAAAAAUA
Molecule: messenger RNA, 1387 nt
Organism: Solanum verrucosum
Lineage: Eukaryota; Viridiplantae; Streptophyta; Magnoliopsida; Solanales; Solanaceae
Product: F-box/kelch-repeat protein At3g23880-like
Exons: 1
Coding region: 42-1187 (381 amino acids)
Molecular function (GO): protein binding
Source: RefSeq, a predicted model, not a curated record